Molecule: messenger RNA, 1449 nt
Organism: Chlorella variabilis
Lineage: Eukaryota; Viridiplantae; Chlorophyta; Trebouxiophyceae; Chlorellales; Chlorellaceae
Exons: 11
Coding region: 1-1449 (482 amino acids)
Cellular component (GO): endoplasmic reticulum
Molecular function (GO): ubiquitin binding
Source: RefSeq, a predicted model, not a curated record
AUGGAUGUGGACGACCAGGAGCUGGCUCGCUUCAUGGAGGCCACCCACGCCUCCUUUGACCAGGCCCAGUUCUUUCUAGAGGCCUCUGGCGGCAACUACGAGCGAGCCCUGUCCAUGUUUCACGAGCAAUCGGCGGGCGGCGCGCAGCGGGCGACCCAUCCCCCAGACGUGCCGCCCCGGCCGCAGGCGCCCGCCGGCAGCACCGGCGUGCGGCGCCGCGGCGCUGCGCCUCCCGCCGGUGGUGCCGCCGUCGACGCCUACAACCCCGGCGGCGGCGCGCUGCCGCCGCCGCUGCAGCUGCUGAACGCGGUGCUGGGGGCGCCGCUGGUGGUGGUGGGCGGCGGGGUGCGGCUCCUGGUGCGCGCGCUGGGCUUUGGGGCGAGGCUGGGGGGCGCAGUGGCGCGCCGCGUGCUGCCGCGGCGGUUGUCUGCCGCCCUGGGGCGCGCCGGCCGGGCGCUGGCCUCGGCGGGCGCAGAGGUGGCGCCGGCCGCCGCCGCCGCCGAGUUUGUGCGGCAGUUUGCAGAGCGGUACGGCGAUGUACGGCCGCGCUGGCAGGAGUGUGGGUGGGGCGAGGCCGCCAGCCGGGCGCACCAGGAGGGCAAGUUCCUACUGGCCUACCUGCACUCCCCGCUGCACCAGGACACCGAUGCGUACUGCCACGACACCCUCUGCGCCCCCGAGCUGGUCGCCUACGUCAACCAACACUUCCUGUGCUGGGGCGGCGACCUGCGCCGCUCCGACGCCUUCAGGCUGGCCUCCAGCCUGCGUGUGGCGGGCUACCCUUACGUCGCGCUGCUGGCCUUCUCGGGGCCCAGGACACGGCUGAUCACGUGCGUGGAGGGCCGCAUGGCGCCAGCUCAGCUGCAGGAGGUGCUGCAGGCGGGCCUGGCCGACCACGGCGCCCUGCUCUGGCAGGAGCAGGCGGAGCGGCAGCAGCGGGAAACCGACCGGCAGCUGCGUGAGGAGCAGGACGCGGAGUACCAGCGCAGCCUGGAAGCUGACCAGCAGCGGGAGGCGGCGCGGGCGGCGGCGGCGCGGGAGGCGGAGGCCGCGGAGGCCGCGGCGCGGCAGGCCGCGGAGCGCGCCAGGGCGGAGGCGGAGGCGGCAGAGGCGCAGCGCGCGGAGGCCGAGGCGGCGCUGCGGCGGCGCAAGAGCGAGAAGCGGCUGGCGCUGCCCGAGGAGCCGGCCGCAGGCACCCCCGGAGCCACCCUCAUCCGUAUCCGCCUGCCCGACGGCUCCAGCCACCAGCGCCGCUUCGUGGCCGCUGACCCGCUGCAGGCCGUGUACGAUUUUGUCGAUUCCAUUGAGGCGGUCAACGCGCUGCAGUACAGCCUGGCCACCACCUUCCCGCGCAGGGCGUACCGCCGAGAGGACAGCGCGGGGAAGAGCCUGCUGGAGCUGGAGCUGGCGCCGCAGGCUGUGCUGCUCAUGCAGCCGGAGGACGACUGA